Messenger RNA from Magallana angulata, 910 nucleotides. Its product is annotated as actinia tenebrosa protease inhibitors-like. NCBI's taxonomy places the organism in Eukaryota, Metazoa, Mollusca, Bivalvia, Ostreida, Ostreidae. The record is from RefSeq and is a predicted model, not a curated record. The transcript has 7 exons. Gene Ontology annotation, biological process: negative regulation of peptidase activity. The coding region runs from base 60 to 866 and encodes 268 amino acids. Gene Ontology annotation, cellular component: extracellular region. Gene Ontology annotation, molecular function: serine-type endopeptidase inhibitor activity.
ACUUAAAAAGGCAAAGAAUUUUUAAUAUUCAUUCACUUAAGAAACUUAGAUUCGUAGACAUGCUGUUGAUUGUGAUAUGUACUCUCCUUUUUGCAUUGCAGGCACAAGGUCAGAAUACAGGAUCGCCUUUCCCUGCCCCCUUAUGUCCCUAUGGACUAAGGACCAAACCUGGACAAUGUAACCUACAGAUGGCCUCCCCCUGUGAUUGUAAUGCAAAUAACGUCAGGUGUGGGCAUGACGGUGAAUGUCCCGGAAACUACAAGUGCUGUUCAUGGGGAUGUGGGUGCAGAGAUAUGUGUGUUCCUCCGGGGGUCACUGAGUGGCCAGUUGAGCGACCUCUAUCUUCCCGCUGUGAGCUGCCAGUAGUAGCUGGACCUUGCAAAGCACGCAUUCUACGUUAUUAUUUUAACAGAAGAACAGGGCGAUGCGAGACAUUCUUCUACGGAGGAUGCUGUGGGAAUGCAAACAACUUUGAAACUUUGUCAGCAUGCACCAGCAUUUGUCAAUCGAAUUCUUACAAAUACCUACAAAUGGGUUCUUUUUGCGACUGCAAUCAAAACAAUGUGAGAUGUAGCCACGAUGGAGAAUGUCCCGGAAACUUCAAGUGCUGUUCAUGGGGUUGUGGAUGCAGAGCUAUGUGUGCUCCUCCUGGGGUCACUGAGUGGCCAAUUGACCCACCUCUAUCUACUAAGUGUGAACUGCCUGUUGUGUCAGGGCCUUGUGAAGCAUUGAUUCCUCGCUACUAUUACAAUUCAGGCACAAGGCGCUGCGAGCAAUUCUCCUAUGGGGGAUGUUGUGGAAAUGCCAACAAUUUUGAAACUUUAGCUGCAUGCACUAACACAUGUCCCUCGAGUUCAUACAAUUAAACUGUUUUUUAAAAGAACUGGAAAGCAAUAAAAUUAUGAAAAAC